AUGGAUUUAGAGCAGGAGGAAACCAUCGCGACCGACGACGACAGUGGUGAAGCAGACCAGGGUUUUUACCUCAGCAGAGUUAAAGCUCUUGUUAACGAAGAAGAAAGUUCUUCAGAAAGGGAACCCAGAGAAGGUAAUCCAGUUGAUGCACCUAGUCUGGAAAAGUCCCUGCCUUCUAAAAGGAAGGAUAAUCUAGACACUAAAGAGUACAAUAAGGCAUUCAAUACACCUUUGACUACACAUGAUAAACCAACAUUACUGGCUAAACCUUACAUUAGUUCAGGCAAGUGCUCAAACCUGACCACACAAAUUAAGAUCAGUGCAGUGUAUACAGGUUGGACUCCACUCCAUGAGGCAGUGCAGAGAAACAAGUAUGACAUGACAGAAAUUUUACUCGAAGCUGGAGCCGAAGUCAACUGCAGAGGACAUAAUGGAAUUACACCUUUACAUGAUGCCAUAUAUUGUCAGUAUUACAAGAUUGUAGAACUACUUCUGAAGUAUGGUGCUGAUCCAUUAUCAAAGUGUGACAGAGGAAAGACUCCUAUGGGCUUGACCACAGACAGAUCUAUGUACAUACUGGUGGAGAAAUAUCUGCAGAAGUCUAAAAGUGAUCCAGCUGAAAAUCCACCCAGCAUCACUGAUUCUGCAGUUAAUCCAAGUUUGAACCAAAGAAACAACCAGAACUCCAUCAAAGACACAAGAGCUCCUCUUCAGAAAUCAACAGGAACUGCUGAUACAAGUGAGCAUGAAAGCAGCCUGCAGUCUGGUGAAGCUGAACCCAUUCCUGGUCCAAGCAGAGGACAACCAAGCUUGGAACCAUCACCUCAGACUAGCAUCAAUGUACUGUGGCCUUUGAGGGACCAAGAGCAGGACUUGUGUAGCCAGAGUCCCUCACUGGUUCAAGAUCAGGAGAGCGAGGGAUCAGACACCUCAAGCUGCCUAGACAGUGAUGUUACAGUGGAUUAUAUUGAAGAUUAUUCAUCAUCACCAGAACAUUGGACUCUAUGUGCCACUCAAGAUUUCUCUGGUUCCUAG
Molecule: messenger RNA, 1035 nt
Organism: Sinocyclocheilus anshuiensis
Lineage: Eukaryota; Metazoa; Chordata; Actinopteri; Cypriniformes; Cyprinidae
Product: protein phosphatase 1 regulatory subunit 12B-like
Exons: 8
Coding region: 1-1035 (344 amino acids)
Cellular component (GO): nucleoplasm
Molecular function (GO): protein binding
Source: RefSeq, a predicted model, not a curated record